This is a messenger RNA of Vigna radiata var. radiata (mung bean), 3470 nucleotides long. Its product is annotated as polyubiquitin. Gene Ontology annotation, molecular function: protein tag activity; ubiquitin protein ligase binding. The coding region runs from base 530 to 3331 and encodes 933 amino acids. Gene Ontology annotation, biological process: modification-dependent protein catabolic process; protein ubiquitination. The record is from RefSeq and is a predicted model, not a curated record. Lineage: Eukaryota; Viridiplantae; Streptophyta; Magnoliopsida; Fabales; Fabaceae. The transcript is spliced from 3 exons. Gene Ontology annotation, cellular component: nucleus; cytoplasm.
UCUCUCCUUUUUUUUCUCAGUUUUUUCAUUAAAUCGCAUUCUGAUUAGUCUCAGUUUAUUGAGUUAUAUGUUGGGUCUUCUUCGUUGAUCAUAUCCACGUUUGGAUCUUUUAGUUAAGUUAAUAUUUGUUGGUUGAUUUUUUUUUGUCGUGGAACUAGAAUUAAUAAUGUCACUUUUUCUUGUUCUUUAAUCCGUUUGUUUUAUGCAAUACUUUUUCGGUCUUAAUUAGGGUUUGUGACUAAAUUUGUUUUUAUAAUUUUUAAGGACCUGUGGUUUGUGGUCUGAUAGGGUCUGCACUCUGUUUGUUUCCUGCAAAAUGUCCCGUAUACAUUCUCGGUUUUUAAUUUAGGGUUUGUGAUUCAAUUAUUUUCAGUCGUUUAUGGGGGCUGGAUUUUGUGGUUUGAACUAGAGUUUGUGGUCUGAUAGAUUCUGUAAUAGGUUUGUUGUUAGCCAAACUUCCCAUAUACAUCCUCGGUUUAUAAUUAGGGGUUUGUUAUUUGAACUCUUUUGUCAUUUCUGAGGCUAGAGUAUGUGGUUGAACUAUGCCUACAUAUCUAUGUUAUUGAUGGUUUAUUUUCUGAUUGAACAGAUGCAGAUCUUUGUGAAAACUUUGACUGGCAAGACCAUAACCCUUGAAGUAGAAUCGUCUGACACCAUUGAUAAUGUCAAGGCUAAGAUCCAGGACAAAGAGGGUAUCCCUCCGGAUCAGCAAAGGCUGAUUUUUGCUGGUAAACAGCUUGAGGAUGGGAGAACCCUGGCCGAUUACAAUAUUCAGAAGGAGUCCACCCUCCACUUGGUGCUUCGGUUGAGGGGUGGUAUGCAGAUUUUUGUAAAGACUUUGACUGGAAAAACCAUAACCUUGGAGGUGGAGAGUUCAGAUACCAUUGAUAAUGUCAAGGCGAAGAUCCAAGACAAAGAGGGCAUCCCUCCGGAUCAACAGAGGCUUAUUUUUGCUGGUAAACAACUUGAGGAUGGAAGGACCCUUGCUGAUUACAAUAUUCAGAAGGAGUCAACCCUUCACUUGGUGCUUCGUUUGAGAGGUGGUAUGCAAAUUUUUGUCAAGACUUUGACAGGAAAGACCAUAACCUUGGAAGUGGAGAGUUCAGAUACAAUUGACAAUGUGAAAACAAAGAUUCAGGAUAAGGAGGGUAUACCCCCAGAUCAACAGAGGCUUAUCUUUGCCGGGAAACAGCUUGAAGACGGAAGGACCCUUGCGGAUUAUAACAUACAGAAAGAAUCCACUUUGCACUUGGUUUUGAGGCUUCGUGGUGGCAUGCAGAUUUUUGUGAAGACUUUAACCGGGAAAACCAUAACUCUGGAGGUUGAAAGCUCUGACACUAUUGACAAUGUAAAGGCAAAGAUUCAGGACAAGGAAGGCAUUCCACCGGACCAGCAGAGACUUAUCUUUGCUGGGAAGCAGCUGGAAGAUGGGCGUACCCUUGCAGAUUAUAACAUCCAGAAGGAAUCCACUCUACACUUGGUGUUGAGGCUUCGUGGUGGAAUGCAGAUAUUUGUGAAGACUCUGACAGGGAAAACAAUUACCUUGGAGGUGGAAAGCUCUGAUACAAUUGAUAAUGUGAAGACAAAGAUUCAGGACAAGGAGGGCAUACCACCAGAUCAACAGAGGCUUAUUUUUGCCGGGAAGCAAUUGGAAGAUGGUCGUACCUUGGCAGACUACAACAUUCAAAAAGAAUCCACCCUUCAUCUUGUCCUUCGCCUUCGUGGCGGCAUGCAAAUCUUUGUCAAGACUUUGACUGGGAAAACCAUAACCUUAGAGGUGGAGAGUUCAGAUACCAUUGAUAAUGUGAAAGCCAAGAUUCAGGAUAAGGAGGGUAUCCCUCCAGACCAGCAGAGGCUUAUCUUUGCCGGGAAACAGCUUGAAGAUGGAAGAACCCUUGCGGAUUACAACAUCCAGAAAGAAUCUACCCUGCACUUGGUUUUGAGGCUUCGUGGUGGAAUGCAAAUUUUUGUAAAGACGUUGACAGGAAAGACCAUUACUUUGGAAGUUGAAAGCUCUGAUACCAUUGAUAAUGUCAAGNCAAAGAUCCAGGACAAAGAGGGNAUUCCACCAGACCAGCAAAGGCUUAUCUUUGCUGGGAAGCAGCUGGAAGAUGGGCGAACCCUUGCUGAUUAUAACAUCCAGAAGGAAUCUACUCUGCACUUGGUGUUGAGGCUUCGUGGUGGAAUGCAGAUAUUUGUGAAGACUCUGACAGGGAAGACCAUUACCUUGGAAGUGGAAUCCUCCGAUACCAUUGAUAAUGUCAAGGCUAAGAUCCAGGACAAAGAAGGAAUCCCUCCGGAUCAGCAGAGGCUGAUUUUCGCUGGUAAACAACUUGAGGACGGUAGAACCCUUGCUGAUUACAACAUUCAGAAGGAGUCCACGCUCCACUUGGUUCUUCGUUUGAGGGGUGGCAUGCAAAUCUUUGUCAAGACUUUGACCGGGAAAACUAUUACCUUGGAGGUGGAGAGUUCAGAUACCAUUGAUAAUGUCAAAGCCAAGAUUCAGGAUAAGGAGGGUAUUCCCCCAGAUCAGCAGAGGCUUAUCUUUGCUGGGAAACAACUUGAAGAUGGAAGAACCCUUGCGGAUUAUAAUAUCCAGAAAGAGUCCACUUUGCACUUGGUUUUGAGGCUUCGUGGUGGCAUGCAAAUUUUUGUCAAGACUCUGACGGGAAAAACCAUUACCUUGGAGGUUGAAAGUUCUGAUACUAUUGAUAAUGUAAAGGCUAAGAUACAGGACAAAGAGGGGAUUCCACCAGACCAGCAAAGGCUUAUCUUUGCUGGGAAGCAGCUAGAAGAUGGGCGUACCCUUGCUGAUUAUAACAUCCAGAAGGAAUCCACUCUUCAUUUGGUGUUGAGGCUUCGUGGUGGAAUGCAGAUUUUUGUGAAGACUUUAACUGGGAAAACCAUAACAUUGGAGGUUGAAAGCUCUGACACUAUAGACAAUGUAAAGGCAAAGAUUCAGGACAAGGAAGGCAUCCCGCCUGACCAGCAGAGACUUAUCUUUGCUGGGAAGCAGCUGGAAGAUGGGCGUACCCUUGCAGAUUAUAACAUUCAGAAGGAAUCCACUCUGCACUUGGUGUUGAGGCUUCGUGGUGGAAUGCAGAUUUUUGUGAAGACUCUGACAGGAAAAACCAUUACCUUAGAGGUGGAGAGCUCUGAUACAAUCGAUAAUGUGAAGGCAAAGAUUCAGGACAAGGAGGGAAUCCCACCAGAUCAGCAGAGGCUUAUUUUUGCUGGGAAGCAAUUGGAGGAUGGUCGUACCUUGGCAGACUACAAUAUUCAGAAGGAAUCUACCCUGCAUCUUGUUCUUCGCCUUCGCGGUGGUUUCUAAGCCUCGUGUCUAUUAUGUCCAGUGUCAAUUGAAAUCGUGUGUUGCAGUUCCUGGUUGGGUGUUUUUCUUAUGUUCUAAGACUAGUAUAUGUGUGUAUCAUCGCUAUUGUUUGUUAACUACUAAGAAAUAGCUUUUUAUA